GAACUUGGUUCAGAGUUAACCAGCGUUGGUGAAACCGUGCCUAAGGUAUGGGCUAGUGGCUCACGGCGGCAUUUUGAGAUGACGAAGAAGAAGAAGAAGUAGGAGGCCGCCAUUCCUCGAACAACGUGGAAAUAACGUGCAAGCAUCAUGUCAUCGUCCCGUCGCUCUGCUCGGACAACAGCCGAGCAAUACGAAAUAAUGGUGCAGUAUAUGCAGGAGCACGAAAACCUCCUGCGAGGCACAUUUUCUCCCGCGUAUACUGCACAACAGCGUGAGAGGGAUUGGGGGCAACUAGUGGAGCGCCUUAACUCUGCGGGGGGUGCUGUGAAGACGGUGGAGAGGUGGCGAAAGGCAUGGCAGGAUUGGAAGUCAAAUGUCAAGGCCAAGGCAGCCAGGAUACGAUCAUCCAGGAGUAGGACAGGGGGUGGGCCUCCCCCCAAAGAGCAGUUUACCCCUGCAGAGGAAGUGUUAGUUGGUCUCCUGGGAGAAGUCUCCAUCGUUGGGGUGGACACGACGGCUGAACUGGGCGUAAGCCUUGAAGAACAAACCCAAGCUACCGGUUCAGCUGCUGAGCUACGCCGCGUAGUAAUACACGAUGGGGCUACAGCAGGUGGAGCAGGGAAUGUUUCCCCCCCUACAUCACAGGAGACCGAGAUUUUGUCCCCCUCAGUGACAGCAGCAGACAGUGGUCAACAGGACAACCCUCCUUCAUCCCCGCAUAUGCCACAGGAGGGGCAAAGUGAGGUACGCGAGCCGAGGCACCGGAGGAGAAGCAGGAUCAGGGCUCUCAGGCAGCAGUAUCAAAACGAGGUCGGCCAAAGCUUUAUCGGCCUGCAAAGGGAACAGCAAGCACAGUUACGACAAAUAUGCGGCUCCCUGACAGCACUCGUGGGUGCUGUCAACAGGGUGGCUGAUGCAGCCGAAGAGCUCCGAGAAAUCAAGGACCUCCUCACCGUAACCAUUUAUUUUAUUGCCUUUAUGAAAACUUUUCGCUCAAGUAUGGAGGUACAACAUGCACGUACUAUCAGGCUUGCUAACUAGCAGGCUAUAAAUUUGCAAUACAAUAAAACUUUGCCGUAAUGAGCCUGACCAGAAUGUUAUGGAACAUUUCUGGAGAAUGUAACGAAAUAUAUACAGAAUGCUUUGUUGUUGAACCUACCUCAUGAAAAAUGUUUAGCUGUUGAAUGUAUCUCAUAAAAUGUAUAGAAUGGUUUGCUGCUGACCUUCACCAAUCAACACUUCAUUCCCUAUAUGAGAGAAAGGUCGAAAAAUGCUAUACACAUUUAUUUCGGGGAAUUUAAUUUCGCUGUGUUCAUCACAACACCGUAGCAAUGAUGACUAAUGCAGUUGCAAGGUCUGCGUACCGGAUACCUUUACUCCAUCUAUUCUCCAGUGAGCUGUCUAGCGACAUGAUCACGAACUCUUGCACCUGCGGAACGGGAAUUCUCCUCCCUUUCAUUAUGAUUGGUCAGUGUGUCGAACAUUCCGCUGUCCCCCUCAAUUUCGUCUUCUAACCUUAAUCCCUCACUCAGACAAAUGUUGUGGAGUAUUGCACAUGCGUUAACAAUUUGUCCCACCACACUCGGUGCGUAAUGCAGCACUCUGUGCCUGUGAAGGCACCGAAACCGGCUUUUGAGAAGGCCGUUACACUGCUCAAUUAUAGCCCGUGCUUUCUUGUGCCGUAUGUUGAAAUUUUCCUUGUACGACUCAUGUGCUGUCUCGGAUUCGGAGUAUGGUACCAACAGCCAUGGCUCGAGAGGGUACCCACUGUCUCCUAUAAAGAAAACAGUGUAUCACGUUUGCCCCAGCGUAAAGACGUCACUAUUACCAAUCAGCCAGGAAUUCGAACUCGGGAUUCGAUUACUUGCAAGAGCCUCCCGUACAGCUGAAUUCCUCCAUAUGAAGGAGUCGUGCGUGCUCCCAGGAUAUUUGGCGUUGACAUUCAAAAUUUCAAGCUCGGACGUGCAAAUCUGUAGAAUGAGAGUUCAUAAUCAGAUAUGUUGUAGUUAUUUUGUAUUACAACUACUCUUUCAGGUAUCCUUGCAGCGGUAGCAGUGCAAGUAAAGAAAGUUUGGAUUUGUUUCUGGUCUGGUGUUUGAAAGAAAAAUAACUAUUAAAGCUUCUAAUGCAAUAUC
Messenger RNA from Ornithodoros turicata, 2135 nucleotides. RefSeq names its product myb-related transcription factor, partner of profilin-like. The transcript has 4 exons. Bases 148 to 1041 code for a protein of 297 amino acids. NCBI's taxonomy places the organism in Eukaryota, Metazoa, Arthropoda, Arachnida, Ixodida, Argasidae. The record is from RefSeq and is a predicted model, not a curated record.